AUGGCGCACGAAAAUGGUUCAAAUUCUAAGCAGCUAGCAACGUUCCUCAUUACCUUGUUCAUUCUAAUCUCGAGUUCCUCUGGCUGGGUUGGUGUAAACUGGGGAACCAUGACAACACACCAGCUUCCACCAACGAGAGUUGUGAAGAUGCUUAUGCAAAACGGGUUCAAAAAAUUGAAGCUAUUUGAUGCUGAUGAUACCAUUAUGAUAGCUCUUAUGGGUUCUAAUAUCGAAGUUAUGGUUGCGAUUCCUAAUGUCAUGUUGGACAGGAUUAGUAACAAUCCUAAAGCUGCUGAUGCUUGGGUUUAUCAAAACGUUACCACUUACUUGUUCCCUGGUGGUGUCAAUAUCAAGUAUGUUGCUGUAGGUAAUGAGCCAUUUCUUAAAGCAUACAAAGGUGCAUAUCUAAAUAAAACUCUUCCAGCUCUGAAGAAUAUACAGACUUCACUCAACAAUGCAGGAUUGGGUACAAAGAUAAAAGUCACUGUUCCAUUCAAUGCUGACAUUUACUAUUCACCAGACACAAAUCCAGUGCCAUCUGCAGGUGAUUUCAGGCCUGAAAUAAGAGACAUCACAAUUGAAAUAAUCCAAUUCCUCUAUUCAAAUAACUCAACUUUCACAGUUAAUAUUUACCCUUUUCUUAGCCUUUAUGGCAGUGAUAAUUUCCCAUUUGAUUUUGCAUUUUUUGAUGGAGAAAACAAAUCUCUUAGAGAUGGCAAAGCUGUUUAUAACAAUGUAUUUGAUGCAAAUCUUGAUACCCUUAUGUGGGCUCUAGAAAAAUCAGGUUAUCCUGACUUGCAUAUUACAGUUGGUGAAGUUGGGUGGCCAACGGAUGGUGAUAAGAACGCCAAUGCCACAAAUGCGAAAAGGUUCAACCAAGGUUUCAUUAAACAUGCUCUUAGUGGGAAUGGUACACCCAAAAGAAAAGGUAUGAUCGACUUUUAUCUAUUCAGUCUCAUUGAUGAGAAUGCUAAAAGUAUUGCUCCUGGUAACUUUGAGAGACAUUGGGGGAUGUUUGAGUUUGAUGGAAAACCAAAGUAUGAAUUAGACAUAAGAGGUAAAAAUAAGGAAAAGGGUCUUGUUGCUGUUGAAGGUGUUAAAUACCUUCAAAGGAGGUGGUGUGUUUUGGAUCCAGAAGCUACUGAUUUGGAUGAUUUGGCUAAAAGUAUUGACUAUGCUUGUAGCCAAUCUGAUUGUACAGCACUUGGCUAUGGCUCUAGCUGUAAUGGUCUAACUCUUCAAGGGAAUGCUUCUUAUGCUUUCAAUAUGUAUUAUCAAGUUAAUAAUCAGAUGGAUUGGAACUGUGAUUUCACUGGUUUGGCUAUGGUUACACGCGAGGAUCCUUCAGAGAAUGGCUGCCAAUUCCCUUUGAUGGUCGCUAGUGGUUCGCGCGCAGGGCUUUCCCUGAUGCUGAUGAGAGCAAUGGAGAUAUGUCUUUUUGCUCUGAUUUUCCUAUAG
Molecule: messenger RNA, 1458 nt
Organism: Vicia faba (fava bean)
Lineage: Eukaryota; Viridiplantae; Streptophyta; Magnoliopsida; Fabales; Fabaceae
Source: the annotation of a GenBank genome assembly